CGAUCGUGCCCCACGCAGCUCUACUCCACCACACCAAAAUCCCCACACGAACCGACAUCGCCAUGCAGCUUUCCGAAGAGACCAAGGAGAGAAUCUCCCGCAUCAUUGACCUCUCGCGCGUCGCUAUCCACUACGGCUACCUGCCCCUCAUCAUCUACCUUGGCUACACUCGGAGCGAGCCCAAGCCUGCGUUGAUUCGUCUCAUCUCGCCUUUGGCUUAGACGCCAGUGAUGUGCUGAAAAUUGGGGAUGGAGGGGAACGGGGCUAGAGUAAUGCUUCUUGUACGACUAUCAUGGAAUUGAAUGUGUGGUUUCCGAAGGCGGGCCUGGCCCGGACGGCGAGAUGGAUGGCCAUAGCAGUGUAGAAUAUAUACGAAUGUCAUCCAAACCAACCCC
Messenger RNA from Tricharina praecox, 395 nucleotides. Its product is annotated as TOM complex component Tom7. The record is from RefSeq and is a predicted model, not a curated record. Gene Ontology annotation, cellular component: mitochondrial outer membrane translocase complex; mitochondrial outer membrane. Bases 63 to 221 code for a protein of 52 amino acids. Gene Ontology annotation, biological process: protein import into mitochondrial matrix; protein insertion into mitochondrial outer membrane. Lineage: Eukaryota; Fungi; Ascomycota; Pezizomycetes; Pezizales; Pyronemataceae. The transcript is spliced from 3 exons.